Molecule: messenger RNA, 2277 nt
Organism: Drosophila innubila
Lineage: Eukaryota; Metazoa; Arthropoda; Insecta; Diptera; Drosophilidae
Exons: 4
Coding region: 113-2245 (710 amino acids)
Source: RefSeq, a predicted model, not a curated record
AAAGAUAAAACCGAAAUGUUAUGAGCCUGCAACACCCCUUAUGUCUCCGCGCCAGAGGAGAAAGCCUUUUUUUAACACCCCCCAACCUAUAAUAGUAAGUUAACAGUUGGUCAUGGAUCACAAUACGGAACAAAACGUCGUUCCAAGUGUACGUCUCAAAUUAAAAAAAAACGAUGUAAUAUAUAUAUAUACACGUAUAAAUAUGGCGAAUGUUAGAUAUCAGUUAAUAGAACCAUUAAGCCCUAGUGAUGUAAAUACUUGGCAUAUAUACUUGAAAAGCGUUUUGGCCAUGGCAAGUGUUUCUCUGAUCGUACUAUAUUCGUGUUAUAAUGGGACAAUGGACCAAAAUAUUACUAUACCCACUAACUCAAUAUUCGUUUCGACGGAAAUUGCACAUAUUCAAAGGGAGUUUCAUAAUUCUACGAACAACACGCAGAUUCAAAAAAAAAUUCAUAAUUCAACGGUGCCCAAUUAUUUUGUGUAUUCUGAAAAUUGUCAAAUGCCUGCGGUGAAUCCAUUUACGAGCGAUGUCCUCAAAAUAUUCCACAAGACUGCGUAUAAAAAGUGCGAUCUCCAGAAGGAUUUAAUUACAGUGAACUACGACGAUAAAAAGCGCCGUUACAGUCUACACAAAAACAAAGAGAAUAUCAGUUGUUGCUACAAGACAAUUCUUAGAUGGGGAGAACGUACGGAGGCGGACAAUCUUUACAAACUGAUGCCUUGUACCAACUUUCAUCAGGAUUUUGUGGUGCCACAACAAAUCGAUGCGAUCAUCACCGAGUGCCGACGGUUAAAGGAUCAUGUUUUAUUACAACAGGAUGCCUUUGGAUUUGUGCAAUCAAAAACAAGCGGAUCUGGAAAGAAUGCUUCAAGUGAUGGUGAAUCCGUCGAUAGAAGACCAAGUGUCUUGCUUUGGGGCAUUGAUUCCAUGUCCCGCAUGAACUUCCAACGCACCAUGCCACAAAUGUUCAAGUAUCUGACGGAGGAAAACUGGUACGAGCUCCAGGGCUACAAUAAGAUGGCUGACAACACAUUCCCCAAUUUGAUGGCCAUACUCACAGGCUUUAACAAUUCAAGAGCCAUGUCUGUCUGCAAGCCAACAGUGGUGGGUUUUUUGGACACCUGUCCUUCUCUUUGGAAAGCCUAUAAGAAACGUGGAUAUUUCACAGCCUAUUCUGAAGAUUGGAGCAAGUUCGCCACAUUUAAUUUCAACAAGAAGGGAUUUGUUAAGCCUCCAACGGAUUAUUACGGACGUCCUCUCAUGUUGGCCGUCGCCAAAGAACUUAAAAACCAAGUCAAUAUGAAUAUUCCCUACUGUGUUGGACGUCGCCACUAUGCGGAGUAUGUUUAUGAUGCUGCAUUACAAUUUACUAAAGUCUACAAAAAUGAAUCGACUUUUGGAAUGUUCUGGACAAAUUCCUUUAGUCACAAUAACUUUGCGUUGCCCUCUUCAAUGGAUGCCAGGGUUUUAGAGUAUAUGCGAUCCUUGAAUAGAAGUGGAAUCCUUGAUGAAUCCAUAAUUGUAUUUUUUAGCGAUCAUGGAAUGCGUUUUGGUAGCCUACGUAAAUUAGACAGCGGAUUUUUGGAGGAACGGAUGCCCAUUUUCUACAUUUGGCUACCAAAAUGGUUCAGAGAGAAAUAUCCAGAGUAUGCGGAUAGCUUGAAAUUAAAUAGAAAUCGUUUAACUUCUCCCUAUGACAUCUAUGCUACAUUGAGGCACAUUCUGGAGUUGGACACCCCUCGGUCUGAGCUACCCCUUCCCGAAAGUUGUCCGAGUUGUCAUAGCGUGUUUUUCAAAGUAGAAGAAUCUCGAGGUUGCAGAUAUGCGGGAAUUGAUGAUCAUUGGUGUACCUGUAACUCAUUUCUAAAUGUCUCUGGGAGUGAUAAAAAUGUUGGAGAAGCUGCUGAUCAAUUAAUUAAUGCCACAAAUAACUUUCUUGCUGCCAGAAAUUUAACAGCACUUUGUCAGCCUUUAAAACUGUCCAAAAUUAGUUCGGUGCAGCGGAAAAUAAACUUGGAUACGAAAGGUUCCGAAUCUUAUCUAAUCAGGUAUGAAGUCAAACCAAGCAAUGCUUUGUUUGAAGCAUCUAUAACUUGGAACAAAAAAUCUCACAGAAUCUCCAUAGACGUUCCUGAUAUAAGUCGAUUGGAUCGUUACAGUAAUUUUUCUAUGUGUGUUAUCGAUAAAAUUGCAAAAAAGUUUUGCAUAUGCUCCAAUUCACAAGCGAAUAAUCUUUAUAAAUAAAUAAAAUAAAAUGUUGAUAUUAUGUGUAUAUU